Molecule: messenger RNA, 351 nt
Organism: Prorocentrum cordatum
Lineage: Eukaryota; Dinophyceae; Prorocentrales; Prorocentraceae
Source: the annotation of a GenBank genome assembly
ACCAGCCUCCAAGACUCCUUCGACGACUCGCGCGCGGAGCUGCUCGAGCACGUCAUCCCCACCGCAAAGACGCCCAACGCAAGCCUGCAGGGGCUGGCUGGCAGAGUGAAAUCUACAUGCUCGCCCAUUGUUGCACGGGUCGAGCGCCGCCUCGACGGCGUCGGGGCCGCGCGGCAGGGCCGCUCCAAGCAGUUGCUCUUCCUCCAGGAAGAGGUCAAUAAUCUCGAGCAGAAGCUCGCCAUCGUCAGGGACACCCCCAACGAGCUGCCCAUGCGUGACGAGCGGGGGCUGCUGGGCGACCCCACGGAAAAGCGCUUCGCGGUCAAGUCCAAAGGCAGCUGGCAGUUCGCG